AUGGCCACGAUUCCUUUCCCCAGGCCAGCGCGCAAAUUAGUUGCUGGCCCAAAUACCAGCCGCGUCGCCGCAGCCCAAAACCCUAUCUCCCUUCCACCGGCCGGCCGCAACCGCCGUCCCAGCCGCGCGGCCAAGCAGGCCGGCCGCCAAACCGUCAUCCCUAGCCGCGCUCCCAAGCCGGCCGGCCCCCAACGUCGUCCCCAGCCGCGCGCCCAACCCUUCAGAAGCCGGGCCGGCCUCCGGCUUGGCAUCGCCUCCGUCCGCCGCGCUCUCACCUCCAUCCCCAUCCCCUCCCCAUCCUCCUCUGACUCCUCCGACGACGGCUCCUCCGGCUCCCGCCGCCGCGGCCACCACGACGCCCACGCCACCACCGCCUCCUCAUCCACCUCCGUAUCCGAUGCCGCUGCCCACCCGUCGCCACCAGCCCCCGCCUACGACGUCACCAAGUCCAUGCUUUGCUCCCAGUAUGCCGCGCAGACGCCCAAGCGGAGCCAGCAGCUGGAGAUCGAGGUCGCGGCGGAGAAACCGCGCCGCCUCAUCACGGCCGACAGCGGCGGCAGAGGCGAUGCCAAGCCGGAGGCCACCCCGGCUUCUGAAGGGUUCGGUAGAGGGGACAAGGGGCCCAGGUUCGCUGACCUCGGCGGGAUGGAGGCGGUGAUCGAGGAACUCAUGAUGGAGGUGGUCAUGCCCAUGUGCCAUCCGGAGAUACCGCAUCGCCUUGGCGUUAGGCCUAUCGCGGGGCUACUGCUGCACGGACUGCCCGGCUGUGGAAAGACCACCCUUGCCCAUGCCAUUGAUAAUGUGACUGGCGUGCUGUUCUACAAGAUCUCUGCACCGGAAGUCGUAUCUGGGGUGUCUGGUAUGUUCUCUGAUUCCUGGCAUCAUAAUAAUCGGGGAUAA
This is a messenger RNA of Zea mays, 900 nucleotides long. RefSeq names its product cell division control protein 48 homolog C. Gene Ontology annotation, molecular function: ATP hydrolysis activity; ATP binding. The record is from RefSeq and is a predicted model, not a curated record. The transcript is spliced from 3 exons. Lineage: Eukaryota; Viridiplantae; Streptophyta; Magnoliopsida; Poales; Poaceae. The coding region runs from base 1 to 900 and encodes 299 amino acids.